UUGUUAAUUUUCCCUAAUUCGUGUUAUUUUUUUAACUCUAAACUUAUCUCCAGACAGCGUUGCUCCCUUCGACUAUUCAACGCAUGGGGCCAGCCAGUACCGAACGAGGAUGGCAGUGACGGGCACAAUCCUGUCCAUUUAGGUCAUGUGCGCGCCUUGCUGCGUGGAUUCAAUCUGGCAUGCGAGCAUGGCCCUUUGUGUGGAGAACCGCUACGCGGAGUGGCCUUCGUGCUCGAGGAAGUUUACGCCGAGACGCGUAAUACCCUUUCAUCCGAUGAGCUACGCCGCGAACUAGGUCUUCCAAACUCUUUCAAUGAACCGGAUUCAUCCAACUACGCAAAAGCGCCAUGCGAGCAAAUUGAGCCAUGUGGUCCGAUAUUUCCACCAGCAGCUUCUGCUGUAGAAUCCGUUUUGUCUCCAGAAGACCACAAAAUAUCUGCAUCACUUGCUUGUCUGGAUGAAGGUGUACAGACAUGCACAGUUCACUCCCCUCUUGCUUCACCCAAACGGAUGCCCACCGAAUGCAUGACGUCGCGAGGCGUCCUGAUGGCCAAGGCUCGUGUAAAAGUUCGUAAAGCCAGGGCUGCAAAAGAAGCCCGACCAGAUAAACGUCGUCAGCCAGGCAAGGCUGGCGGAGCACUAGAAAAGUCUGCAAAGCCUAGUCCCCUGACAUCGGUAGAUAAUAUUGACUGCAGGGUCGCCCUACAUGUUGCUAGUUCUGCUGAUUCCGAUUCCUAUGGUGAAACAGGUGCUGAGACUGACUCUUACGCUGACUCAGAUGAUGACCCGAUUGACUACGAAAAAUGGUUUAAAAACAGUGAACACAAUGAAAAUUUUUCAGAGUCCUCUUCUAGAACAGCUCUAAUUUCCUUGCUUACUUAA
Molecule: messenger RNA, 882 nt
Organism: Protopolystoma xenopodis
Lineage: Eukaryota; Metazoa; Platyhelminthes; Monogenea; Polystomatidea; Polystomatidae
Source: the annotation of a GenBank genome assembly